Adineta steineri is the source of this 999-nucleotide messenger RNA. The record is from the annotation of a GenBank genome assembly. Lineage: Eukaryota; Metazoa; Rotifera; Eurotatoria; Adinetida; Adinetidae.
AUGACAAUUGAAAAUCAAAAUUUAAUUGCAAUGAUAGAAUUACCACAUGAUAAUAUUAUGGAUGAUAAUAAUAGAUCUUCCAGAAACAAUGAAACUGAUGAAAUGCGAAGAUAUAUUGAAGAAUCUCGUGAAAUCAAUCCUCGUUUUUUAAGUCAAACAAUUGUUAAUGAUUCUUCAAAUAAUCUUAAUUCAAUAAUUGAUUAUGUUAAUGAACCAUUAUUAUCAUUAAUCGAUGCAUGUCAACCAUUAUUCAUUUUUAUUCCUAAUUUAUCAGAUUAUAUUGAAAUUGCACUUGAAAAAUCUAAAAUAAUCAAAGAUAAUCUUACACAAGAUGAAUCGGCAUCAAUAUAUCUUUAUACAAUGAAAUUAUUAGAAGAAUCAAAUAGUUUUUAUAUUUUAUUAAAUAAUAAACUUAAAAAUACAUUUAAUUCAAAUGAACUUCGUCCAUGGUAUAAAUAUUUGAAAUUAUUUCUAACAGCUCUAUCCAAACUUCCAUUUACAUCAUCACAAGUUGUUUGGCGUGGUAUUAAAAGAAAUAUAAGUGAUGAAUUUCGUGAAGGUUCACAUAUACUUUGGUGGAGUUUUUCAUCAUGUACAAGUUCACUUCAAUUACUUCAAUCUGAUAUUUAUUUGGGCAAUGUUGAUCAAAGAACAUUAAUUUCUAUUGAAACAAUUAAUGGAAAAUUUAUUCAACAACAUUCACAAUUUAAUAAAGAAGAAGAAAUUCUUCUUUUACCUGGAACAUAUAUGAAAGUUCAAUCAAAACUUAAUCCAUCACCAAAUCUUUAUAUUAUUCAUUUAAAACAAAUUAUUCCUCAACAAAAUAUUCUUCUUCCUCCAUUUCAAGGUGCUGUGAUUUAUCCAAGAAUACAAACAAGAAAAUGGUAUCAAAGAAAAACAUUUUUAAUUUCUUUAACUGUAUUAAUUAUUAUUUGUAUCAUUGCAAUUAUUCUUGGCAUAGUAUUUCGUACAAGAAAACAUUCUUCUACUAAAAAAUAA